AUGGGUGUGGAGCGCAAGCAAGAAGACCCUCCACCAUCCUCUGCCUGUGUAGAAACAGUAGAAGAAAUAAUGAAACUCUACAAGUCCCUGCCACCAAGACCCUCCUUGAAGAGGUUGAAGCAGCCAGAGGUGAAGAAAAACCAUGGUUUUGUUUCAGAGCCGGACCAGAGGAAAGAGGAUGCUCAUGUGGUUGAGAUGGAGGGUUUGUUUCAGACCUUUGAUGAUCUUAUCCAGACAGUUUCUGGGUUGGUUUCUGGUGAUACUCAGAAGGAAGAUAAGGAAUCAGAGAGAGAUGGGUUUAAGGGUGUGGUGAGAAGUGCUUCCACUUUGUCUUCAGGUGCAGUGGACUCUGAGAAAAUGAGUCUAAUGAAGGUGGCAGCUGUCAUUGAAAACACUGCUAAAAGUGGUGCUGUAGUUCUUGAUCUUAAAGGGAAGUUGGAAGAUAAAGUGGAGUGGCUUCCUGUAUCGCUUGGGAAAUUAUCAGAAGUCACUGAACUGGACUUUUCUGAAAACCGGAUCAUGGCCCUUCCGCCAACGAUGGGUGGCCUUAAAGCCUUAACAAAGCUUGACAUUCACUCAAACCAGCUUAUAAACCUUCCAGAGUCAUUUGGUGAGUUGAGCAAUCUCACUGAUCUUGAUCUCCAUGCAAACCUGUUGAAGUCUCUGCCAGCUUCAUUUGGGAACUUGAUUAACCUCAUUACCCUUGAUUUGAGUUCAAAUCAGUUCACCCAUUUGCCUGAUGUAAUUGGGAAAUUGGCCAGUUUGAAGAUAUUGAAUGCUGAAACAAAUGAGCUUGAGGAAUUGCCUUACACGAUUGGAUCCUGCACAUCACUUGUGGAGCUACAUUUGGAUUUCAAUCAGCUAAGAGCUCUGCCAGAGGCAAUUGGAAAGCUCGAAAGCUUAGAGGUUCUUACACUUCACUACAACAGAAUUAAAGGGUUGCCAACAACUGUUGGGAAUCUUAACAAUCUGAAGGAGCUUGAUGUCAGCUUCAACGAAAUAGAAUCCAUACCCGAAAACUUGUGCUUUGCAGUGAGCAUAAAAAAACUGAAUCUGGCAAACAAUUUUGCAGACUUAAGAGCCUUGCCACGAUCAAUCGGAAAUCUUGAGAUGCUUGAAGAGUUGGAUAUCAGUGAUGAUCAGAUUAGAACUUUACCAUACUCCUUCAGACUUUUGUCAAAACUGAGAGUUUUUCGUGCCGAAGAGACACCUUUGGAAGUUCCACCAAAAGAAGUUAUAAAAAUGGGUGCCCAGGCAGUUGUACAGUACAUGGCAGAUUAUGUUGCCGAGAGAGAGAAUGCAAAAUUUCAAUCAUUGAAGAAGAAGAAGAAGAAGGGAUUUUGGUUCUGGUUUUGCUCAAAACUUUUCUUCAGUGGUGGAAAUUCAACCUAG
This is a messenger RNA of Prunus armeniaca (apricot), 1392 nucleotides long. Lineage: Eukaryota; Viridiplantae; Streptophyta; Magnoliopsida; Rosales; Rosaceae. The record is from the annotation of a GenBank genome assembly.